UCUCUAGACCAAAAUUUGAAUUGAGGGUUUUCCUCCUCCACUCUCUCUCUCUCUCUCUCUCUCUCUCUCUGCAACUCUGAGCCAACAAAGAGCAGAACGGUCUUCAAUGGCGGUUCAUAAUUGCCAAAGCUCACGUAGAAUAGCUUGCAGAACAUUUUAGCUCCAUUCCAACUCUCUCUCUCGCUCUCGCUCGUUGGCGUUUCGUGCCGCUAGGGUUUUAAUUGAUCCGACAUUUCUUGGCUUCUUCAACAGUUGAUCCUCCCGCCCUCUCUCUCCCUCUCUCUCUAUAUGUAUAAGUAUAUAUUUAUAUACAUAAGUAGGUAGAUCGGUGCGAUAAGAAUCGAAGGUGGAGUGGGGGCAAUGGAGGCAAUACUAAUCGACUGUGUUAAAAAUAGCAUGCGGAACUUGAUGUUCCGAAACGCCAUUUUCAUGUGCGAGCGCCUCUGCGCCGACUUCCCCUCCGAGACAAAUUUGCAAUUACUUGCUGGAUGUUACUUGCAGAAUAAUCAAGCUUACUCCGCUUACUAUAUUUUAAAGGGAACACAUAUGGCUCAGUCCCGCUACUUGUUUGCGAUGUCAUGUUUUCAGAUGGAUCUUCUUAGUGAAGCAGAAACAGCACUUUGUCCGUCUAAUGAGCCUAGCGCAGAGGUUCCAAAUGGUGCGGCUGGCCAUUACCUUCUUGGUCUUAUUUAUAGGUACACUGAUAGAAGGACAAGUGCUAUUCAUCAUUUUAAGCUGGCACUGUCUCUGGAUCCCUUAUUUUGGGCUGCUUAUGAGGAGCUGUGUACUUUAGGUGCUGCUGAUGAAUCAACUUCAGUUUUUGGUGAAGUAGCUGCUCUUUGUAUUCGAAGUCAGUUCCUAAAUCAUAGAUUGGAUUACCUGAACUCACAGGCAUCCAGUGACGAUCUUAAUUUAGCUUCUAGUAGAAAUGUUGGCUCUGAAGAUAUCAGUCCGAGGGAUGUGAGACCUACAAAUACCAAUAAUGCAAGGGAUGUCCCUGGAAAUUCUCAUGGAGCAGUUAUCUCUGGAGGAGCUGCUAGUCAACCUCUAAAUGGGGGUGCUGCUAACAUGGCAUUCUACAAUACUCCUUCACCAAUGGCUGCACAGCUAUCAGCUGUUGCUCCACCCCCUGUAUGCAAAAAUGUUCAGCCUACAGGCCCAAACUCUAAUGCAGUCAAUAUUGAUGUGUCACCUAGGUCAACUGUGAACUCCACAAUUCAAGCCCCUCGAAGGAAGUUUGUGGAUGAAGGGAAAUUGAGAAAGAUAUCUGGGAGGUUAUUUUCUGAUUCUGGACCUCGGCGAAGCACCAGACUUGCGGGUGAAGCGGUAGCAAAUACAAAUUCAAGUGCCAUAAGUGUAGCUGGAAAUGGAACCAGCCAUUCUUCUAAGUAUCUUGGUGGUUCUAAGUUAAACUCUUUGACAUUUCGCUCAGUGACAGUUCGCAAGGGACAAUCCUGGGCCAACGAGAGUUUUGAUGAAGGGAUACGCCAUGAGGUUCAUGAUGAUUCUCGUUCAAAUAUCACUGCCUCAAGUUCAUCUCCUUCCAGUGAUUUAAGAUCUGUUGAACAGGGAGCAACUGCAUCAACUGGUGGGGUUGCUGUGAGUAGCUCUAGAAUCAUAAAUGGUGCUUCAGAAAUACUAGCUCUCCUAAGGAUUCUCGGGGAGGGUUAUAGGCAUUCCUGCAUGUACAGGUGUCAGGAUGCACUGGAUGCUUAUCUGAAACUGCCACACAAACAUUACAAUACAGGCUGGGUGCUUUCCCAGGUCGGAAAAGCUUAUUUUGAGUUGGUUGAUUAUCUAGAAGCUGAUCGUGCUUUCAGUCUUGCCCGUUUGGUAUCUCCUUACAGUUUAGAGGGGAUGGAUAUCUAUUCUACAGUUCUAUAUCACUUGAAGGAGGAUAUGAAGUUAAGUUACCUGGCUCAGGAGCUUAUAUCAACUGAUCGCUUAGCUCCUCAAUCUUGGUGUGCAAUGGGAAAUUGUUACAGUUUGCAGAAAGACCAUGAAACUGCUCUUAAAAAUUUUCAACGAGCUGUCCAACUGAAUUCAAGAUUUACAUAUGCACAUACCCUUUGUGGACAUGAAUAUGUGGCGUUGGAGGAUUUUGAGAAUGGAAUUAAGAGCUACCAGAGUGCCCUUAGGAUUGAUGCAAGACAUUAUAAUGCUUGGUAUGGUGUUGGAAUGAUCUACCUGCGGCAGGAAAAGUUUGAGUUCUCAAAGCAUCAUUUCCGAAUGGCUUUUCAAAUUAAUCCACGUUCUUCGGUUAUAAUGUCUUAUCUUGGAACAGCUUUCCAUGCCUUAAAGAAAAGCAAUGAAGCUUUGGAGGUGAUGGAGAAGGCCAUUUUGGCAGAUAAGAAAAAUCCUCUGCCUAUGUAUCAGAAAGCUAAUAUACUCGUGAGCAUGGAAAGAUUUGAUGAAGCUUUAAAAGUCCUAGAGGAACUUAAGGAGUAUGCCCCUCACGAAAGUAGUGUGUAUGCUUUAAUGGGCAAGAUAUAUAAAAGGAUCAAUAUGUAUGACAAGGCUAUGCUUCAUUUUGGUCUAGCUCUGGAUUUGAAACCACCUGCAACAGAUGUUGCUUCCAUUAAGGCUGCCAUAGAGAAGUUGCAUGUACCGGAUGAAUUAGAAGAUUCCUUAUAAAGCAGUUUAUGGGUAGGGUAGAGAAGCAGUGAGCAUGUGUAAAUUUCAAGGCUCCAAGUACUAAGACCUCGCUCGUGCUAUCUAUCGAACUGCUGCUGAAUGAGAGACGACCUGAUCUGAAGGCGUACUCCAUUUCUUGGGCACGCUGAGCAGCAGGCAGCGGGAGCAUAGUUAUAGGUCUUCCUCUCCUCAUCCUUGCUUAGGAUCAAACUGACAUUGUAACUAAAAGCUACAAAACAGUAGCCAUAGUUUCCAAAGAUGCCGAAUCUAGCUGCCUUGUACUAGUGAUCUGCAAUUGAUUUGUCAUUCAAUUUAUUUCAAAAAUAAUUGCGGCGCUCACACUUCCUGUAGAUUUAUGCUUCCUGUAACCUCUUUUGUUCCUUUUUCUAAUUCCUCACUGUUCUUCCUUGGACAAAUAUGUAGUCAAUUUUGUUAUCAAGUUGGGGCAUGCAUAUAUUUAA
This is a messenger RNA of Diospyros lotus (date-plum), 3095 nucleotides long. RefSeq names its product cell division cycle protein 27 homolog B. Lineage: Eukaryota; Viridiplantae; Streptophyta; Magnoliopsida; Ericales; Ebenaceae. Gene Ontology annotation, biological process: cell division. Bases 361 to 2634 code for a protein of 757 amino acids. Gene Ontology annotation, molecular function: protein binding. The transcript is spliced from 16 exons. The record is from RefSeq and is a predicted model, not a curated record.